CCGUCACCAAGGACGCCGCGCUGAAGAACAGAAGAGCCGAUGCGGUCGCGCUCAAUUUAUUAAGUGAAUGUCCUAAAAUGGUGGGACAGAUUCUGUUUUGGUUGUGUCGCGGGGAGGACUUCGACUGUACUCUUCAUUUUUAAUCUGUCUUAAAACAUGGCAGAGCAUUCAAAAGUUCUUCUUCGAAGACCCUUGCCACCAAAGCUGUUGCCAGCACUGACUCCAUCGCCAACCUCUUAUAAUGCACUGCUUGAUCCAGUUACUCAAUCACCAUCCAGAACUGGCGGCACUAAGCACAGUGAAAACCAGCAGUUCAUGUUACCGUGGUAUAAAACAAUACCAAGUCAGAGAAGAAGCUUUCACGUAAAAUCUGUGUGUCCAGAUGUGUUUCCUUGCCGAGCACCUCGAACUAAACCAAGGCUCCAUUUACUGGAUGCAGUAAGGGAUCACCCUCGUUUCAUUUCUUUACCAGAGUUUACACUCAAUGAUUUCCUUGCAGAUAACAUUUCUCACCCAAUAUUUGAAACCUCAGAUCCACGAGAGAUGUUUUUUUCUCGCCAUAACUACCAGAAGCUGAUUAAACUUUUCACAGCUGAACUUCUAAACAGUAGUCAGACUGCAGUUAACAUCAAAGAGUUGGCCAGUGAUUCUAUUCCAGCAGUUUCUUUAAGAAUACCGGAGCGGCAGAUCCUUUAUGAAUUAGCUGCACUAAUUAAAGAACAAAUGAAGAUGCGGAGAGUGGCAAAUGACAUUGUUAAUGAUGAAACCACAAGCUUCCCAGCCAGCCUAGCUAGGGAGCAAACACCUGAGGCUAUAAGUUAUGCUCAGAAACAAAAUAACUCGCUUGAUCAACCAGUUCCAGAUACCAUUCUGAACAGUGCUACAACAAAGUUUUUCCAGGGCACCAGACGUAGUCAAUCCCCAUUCAACUUUAGUGAACAAGGAGGAACAAUCAGCCUAUCAGAACUUGCGAUUUUAGACUCCCUGGUUCAAGGAGGAGUUUCACUUAAUCUUAAAGCCCACUUUAUCUCCAAAGUUCCUGAUCUGAAACCAUUGGCACAGACCUUAAUAUAUCUGAACCUUUCAUUUAAUGACCUAAACUGCUUUCCAACAGAGGUGUACAAUAUUCGAUAUUUAGAAGUCCUUAAAUUGAGAGAUAACCCAAUCAAAGAUAUCCCAGCAGGAAUAAGCAAGCUCAGUAGACUCCGAACCUUCAUCAUUUCCUUUUGCUUGUUACAAGCUCUUCCUUCAGAGUUAUUUCUUUUAUCAUAUUUGAGCUUUCUGGAUGUCUCCUACAACAUGAUUUCCAUCUUACCAAAUAAUAUUAGGAACCUCAGGUUUCUGGAGUUUUUAAAUGUCGAAGGCAAUGAGUUGGGGGCAUUACCUUGUGGAGCACUGAAACUUCAGCUGAAGCAGCUCCGAAUUUCCAAUAAUUAUAUGCACCACUAUUUCUGGGAGGAAUAUAGUAAGAACCAACCUCAAAGACUCUGUGACCUGGCAGCCAUGAUGUUAUCUAAGAGUAGAAAGUACUCUAGCAGCAAAUUACCCAGUGACAUCAAGCAGAUAUUAAGCAAUGCCAGUUCCUGUGAUUGCUGCAAAGGGCCCCUGUAUGGCGCAGGACUUCAUCUCAUUAGACCUUGCGAGAAGAUUUUUGGAAUACGCAGGCUUCCUUUUAUGUUCCAGUGUUGUUCUCCAACAUGCUACGCCCAGCUUAAAGGAGAAAGUGAAAAUCUGCAAAAGUUUCUUGAAUAACCACUAGGGUCUCAUUCGAUAAACCAUCCCUGAUAAAGUCAUUUAUGUUCAAACUUAGCUUUUUAUUUCCUUCAUUUGACUCAGUGCUGUCACAAUUAAAUCAGAAUUUGAGGAUUUUAAAGAGAAAGGGAUAACAGAAGUUCUUGGUCGGCGUUAGACACACUAAUAUAACUGCAGCAACAUAAAUAGUGUCAUUUUUUUCUAUUUGCAAAACAAGAAAACGUAUUCUAUCAUGUGUGCCAUAAUGCCAAAUAUAGGUUUUUUAUUUUAUUCAACUCAGACAGCAUAACUGAACUAAUGGCAGAUUAACAUGGCACACAUAUUUAAGCGCUGCUACACAUUACUCAGACUCUCUUGAUUUUUGAGUUUUUUCAUGAGUGAAAUCUCACAUGUGAUGCCUCUUUACAGUAGUUCAUAUGCACAGAGAUGUGUGCUUUGAAUUUACAAAUGCAUCUAUAAGUACACAUACACAAAAAUCCAUGAAUGAUAUAGAAUAUCAAAUCAUUAUUGUCAUAAGUCAUUUCUUUAUUCCAUGAGGUCAGGUUUCUUUGCCCCAUCUUCUCUGUUUAGGUUGCUCUACAACUUGUUCAGAAAAGUACAGUCGCUUAUUAAAUACAUAAGAAUUCAUAGCAAACCUUUGUUCUCAGCUGAGCUGUAAGCCACAUGCACCCCGUAGGAAGUCCGAGUUGUUCAGCAUUGCAUCACAAGGGAGACGAGGCAUACCGAUAACCAUCUGGUGAACUGAGCUCAAACAAAAGCUCAGGCCAGCUUCAGGAAUGUUUCUGGAAUAGCUGGAAGGGUGGUAAAUGUCUAUAUAUAGAUGAGUAUUUGUACAGUAUGUAAAUAUUACAUGGUUAAUCUGUGUUUUAUAUCAUGCUAUGGAGUGCUUUACUUCAAAAAAUGUACAUGAUUGAUCAAGCACAUGCACAUUAAAUCUGUUUCAGGGCUGCAGGGUAAUCGUAUUCAAUGAAGUGGCUACAGGAUAACGGUCUAUCUAUGGUGCAAGUCAGGAACCAUUCCUCAAAGGGGGAGUAGAGUCCUGAACAAUGUUCCACUCACAUGGGGACAUUUUAGAGCUGACCAUUGAUCUAACACACAUCUUGGGGAUG
Messenger RNA from Erpetoichthys calabaricus (reedfish), 2861 nucleotides. RefSeq lists its product as uncharacterized. NCBI's taxonomy places the organism in Eukaryota, Metazoa, Chordata, Cladistia, Polypteriformes, Polypteridae. Gene Ontology annotation, molecular function: protein binding. The record is from RefSeq and is a predicted model, not a curated record. The transcript has 11 exons. The coding region runs from base 157 to 1752 and encodes 531 amino acids.